This is a messenger RNA of Prorocentrum cordatum, 9635 nucleotides long. The record is from the annotation of a GenBank genome assembly. NCBI's taxonomy places the organism in Eukaryota, Dinophyceae, Prorocentrales, Prorocentraceae.
GCCUCGGGACCCUCGCGGCGCUCCUCGGGCGCGACGGCCCGGAGGGCGGCGAUUGCGCUGGUGGCGGCUCCACGGCGCCGCCUGGCGGCGGCGCAUGCAGAGACGCGCUGGCGCACCUGGUGCUCGCGUCCCAGCUGACGGUGCAGGCCGGCGCCUGCGGCGAGACGAGGCCGAAGCUGUUGCUAUCCCAGGCGGAGGUGGCCCGGACCUUCGGCCUGCGCGCGCUCUCGCUCGCCUCGUCCCGGCUGGCGCUCGACCUCUACUCCGAGGAGCUGCCGGCGGAGGACAGGGCCCUGGCCCUCUGCCAGCUCGCUUCGGAGGCCGCGGGGCGGUCGUUCGCCGCCGCCUCGGUGCCGCUGCUGCGCGCGGCGGCGCAGCAGCUGCCGCACGCCGGGCACCUGUGGGCCCACGUGGUGGCUCUCGGCCACGGCAGCGGCAGCGCUCCUGUGCUGGCGGCCUACUUCAUAACCUCAGAUGUUGGCUGCGUCCUAUCGGACCCCGUGGCAUUCGUUGCAGCGGUUCGUGCGGCAGCAUCUGCGGUGCUCGGCGUGGACCCCCGGGCUGCGCUGGCCGACGCUUCCGCGGACCAGCGGCGAGGCGCCCAGGCAUGCGGCGCCUUCUGGAAAGGCAGGGCGGCGAGAUUUCCUCAGAAGGCGCAGCUCUGGCGCCCCUUCCAGAGCGUACUCCAGCCCGGAAUCCGCCUUGCCGAGCCCCCCGCCCCAGGCAGCACUGUCGCCCCGCCAGCUGCGGGCGUCGGGUGCGUGCCGAGCACGCGGCGCGGCUUCGCCAGGAGCCAGAACUUCCUGGAGAGCGCGUGGCGACUGGAUGCCCAGGCGAGGGUCGCCACUCUCGACGUUGCCGAAGCCCUCGCCCAGCGCCCAUCCGGGCGCUGCAAGACAGGCAGCACUGCUGGACCCGCACCGGCUCGCGGUCGAUCUGCGAGCGUGGCCCUCGCGGCCGUGGCCCAGGGCGGCCCCCUGGCGGGCACUCUGAGGGCCCUCGCGCCGGCGCCAGUCGUGGAGGCCCUCGCCGGUGCCCUGACCCUGCCCUCUUGCUCGCUGGCCAGCCGCCCGCCCCGCGAGGCGCCGAUUCGUCGGACCCGGCUGGGACGCGGAGCUGCGCUGACGACAAUGGGGGUCGUGCUGUGGGGCAUCUGCCUCGUCGCCCUCAUCGAAGCGCACGUUCAGGCCAUGGAGCGCCUGGCGUGUCUGCGCCCGCAGUCGCGGCAGUGCGUCCUGUUGCCACGCUGGCUCGCCGCGGCAGGCCUUGCAGACUCCAUCGAGUCCAUCCGCUCGGCGCUCAGGGCGGUGGCACCGAGCUGGGCUGACUCCACCAUCGCAUUCGAAGUAAAAUGCCCUGGGUCCGUCUUGGGUCUAGGGGCCAAUCUCCUGGACGCACGGCAUGCAGCAGCCACGACGCACAAGCAGCGCGUCGCAGUGCUCAAGACCGUGCCGGCCCCGACCGCAGAGAUGGUCACCUUGUGCAACGUCUCCGUGGUCUCUGUCCUGACCCUCCUAGCUCAGCUGCUCGCGAUGCCGGACGACCUCGUCAAGGGCGAGCUGGACAUGCUGCGCCGCAUCUUGAAGGCUCCGCCAAAGUCGUUCACACUGACUGACUUGUCCAGCCUGCGCACCUGGGCCCCUGGGCCCGCGCUCGCCGCGCUGAUGCCGGCUGCUUGGGCUGCCGCGCGGCGCGCUGCCAACGUCACGCUUUCUGCGUGGAGGGCCUUCGGUGACGCCUGGCUUGAGCGAGCUUGGGGCGUCUUCCCAGCCACCAUCGUCACAUCAGGCCGUGGCCGCGGGGCGAUGUUCGAGAACCUGGUCGGCAACCUCCUGUCGAAGUUUCUGGCGCCAUACCUGGGCAUCAGCGUCCGCACUGGCAAGCUGGAGCUCAAGAACCUGGCCCUGAAGAAGACCAUCUUCGCCGCGCUGGGUGUCGACGCCGUGGAGCUGGAGCGGGGCUCCAUCAAAAGCGUGGAAGUGUCCGUCCCGCUCAGCGCCCUGUUCGCGAAGAAGAUCCAGAUCGCGGUCCACGGGCUCAGCGUGGCCGCCCGCACGCAGCGCGAGUCGCAGCGGUCCGACGAGGACCAGCUGCGCCUGCUGCGCGACAGCCGCGAGCAGCGCGUCGCCACGCGUGCUGGGCAGUUGCGGGAGCUGGCGCAGAGCCGCAAGGUGGUGGACGCGGCCGUGAGGGCCGGCCAGGAGGUGGACGACAAGGUCAGCUUCGCGGCGAAGCUGACGAGGCAGAUCCUCGGGAACCUCAGCGUGGACAUCUCGGACAUCGGGGGCUGCAUCCAGGACCUCACCGCCAGGGCGGAGCUCGGUCUGCACCUGGACUCGGCCAGCGUGCGCUCGCCGGGGCCCCAGGGCUCGCCCGCACGCGCGGAGAGGGCGACCCUCCAGGCACUGAGCAAGGAGGUGAGCGUGACGGCGCUGAGCGUCGUGGGCGGCGCCCUGUCCGAGGCCCGCCCGCUGCUCAAGCCGCUGGACCUCGUGCUCCACUUGUGCGACGACCCCGCCGCCGGCGACGUCGGCCUGCGGCUGGAGGUUGGCCGCGCGGGUGGCACGGGCGCCUCGGUGUCGCUCGGCCAGGCCCGCAAGCUGGCGGCCCUGGCCGCCGGGCUGCUCCAGGAGGGCAGUCGCCUGCAGGGCCUCCUGACGCCCCCGGGCACGGUGGAGCUGGUGGCCCUCGGCUCCGCAGAGGACGUGGAGCGCACGCAGACGGAGUUCAAAGACCUGUUCCGCCGGAAGCACGGCGCCGAGUUUGAGCUCCCCUCUGGGGCAUUGGAGCUUGCGGACACGGACCUGUGGCGCUUCCAGCUCCUCUGGGACGUGGUGCCCGAGGAGUCGCUGGCGCACUGGCUGGCGCCUCUGACCGAGGAGAUGGAGGAGGUCGCCGCACGCCGAGAAGCGGAGAAGCAGGAGAAGAGGCGAACCAGCAGCAUAUUCGGCCGCAUGUUCGGGAGGCGCAGCGCACCGCCCUCGGACAUCAGCGAGGAGGCCGCGGACGAGGCUGUGCGGAGGCUUCGGGAGGAGGCGGACUCGCUGGACGCGCUGGAGCUGCCAAAGAAGGUCUCCGUUGAGAUGCUGUUCUCCAGCUUCGAGGUGGAGCUUCUCCCCGGUGCCGACAAGGACACGGGGAGUGCCAUCACUGCCAAGCUUCUGGGCGGCAAGUUCGUCACGGACAUCGAGAGCAGCCUUGACCACAGGCGCCUUCCCAGCGCGAAGUGGAGCUUGUCGCUAGAAGCCGACGGCAUGAGCGCGACGGAAGGCGAUCUGAGGAUCGUCGACUUCGGGGCCGUCAGGCUGGGGGAGCCCGCCGCCAUGGCGCUGAGCCUGAGGAACCGGCUCGAGCCGGAGCGCACCGUGGUCAGCGUGUCGCUGGCCUUCCAGCCCCUGGAGGCCCGUGUCUCGCACACGCUGCUUCCCAGCCUCCGGCGCUUCGCCGCGGCGGUCGCAGAGGAGUUCUCCCGCAUCGACCCGGCCCGCGCGCCCGCCUCCGGGGGCCCCGCCGGGGGCCGCGCGGAGCGCGCGGGCUGGUGCUGCGGGCUCGACCCGGCCAGCGAGCCGAGGGCUCCCGAGCCGGCCCUCCGACGCUCGGAGUCGGCGGGCGUGGAGCGCGAGGUGGAGCGCGCCAGGAGGGAGAGGGUGGAGGACUUCCUGUCGAUGGGCGAGCAGUGGCUGCAGAGCGACAAGGGUAAGGAGGUCCUGGCAGGCGCCCAGGCCCGGAUCCCCGACGCCCUGGAGCUCCACGUGGACCUGAAGGGCCCCCGGCUGCGGCUGCCGAUCCCCGGCAGCCGCGAGCUGUGGGUGUCGCCGGGGAGCAUGCUGAUCAAGACGCCCAGGGCGUGCACGACGGAGGCGGUGGAGCUCACGCUCACCUUCUCCGACAUGGGCCUCGCGGCGACCGACCGCAAUCGCCUGCGGCACGACGUGGUGGCCCCGUUCGAGCUGCAGGCCACGCUCCAGAUCAGGCCCGACGCCGUGGAGGUGGGCGGCAGGCUCGACGGGCUCCAGCUCAAGGCCUCCCCGGAGAUCGCCCAGAUCCUCGCCCUCGCCCCGCAGUCGGCACUGGCCGCGCUCGGAGGCGGCGAGGCGGACGCCCCAGCGGCGCCGCCAGGCGGGGCCCAGGUGGCGCCCAGGCAGCCCGCGCUGCCGAAGGGGCCCACCACGCUGCUGGAGGACGUUGCGGAGUCCGAGCCCAGCAGUGAGCCGCCAGCUGUCCGUCGGGAGAUCAGCGAGAACACCAGGCUGGCUCAGGUCAAGCGGCGCGCCCGCGAGGCGUUCCUUGCGGCCGCGCACGAGAAGGCCCAGCAGGCGCGGAAGGGCCAGACGCUGCAGGUGAGCUUCCAGCUGGGGCAGUCGACCGUGCUGCUCGACGACGCGCUGAUGCCAGUGAUGCGGUUGCAGAUGGCCUCGGACUCCCUCGAGGUGACCGUGAACACAGAGAGCCUCGACACGAAGGCCACGCUCAUGCUCCAGAUGGGCACGGAGGUGUUCAGCGUGCGGGCUGGCAGAUUUGAGCCCGUGCUCGAGCCGUUCAAGAUCACGUGCCAGGUCUCGCAGACUGUCAAGGAGGGCCAGAGCGUCAAGGUGUUUGGCCACCGGCCCCUCAUGCUCAACGCGACGCCCACGGCAGUCAGGCAGCUGGCCUGGUACGUGCCACACCUUCUGUCGGUGCUGAGCCCCUCGCUCGACGACACGGAGGUCAGCACAGCCCCUCGCUAUCGGGUCCUAAAUCUUACGGACCAUCCUGUUGACCUGGGCUUCCUGGGCGCGGCGCGCCGCGAGAGCGCGCGCGUCGACUCGCACACCGGCGAGUGGCGGUCGAUGGACGGUUGGGUGCUGCCCGAGCGCCGCGAGCAGGUCGAGCUCCCCGGCGGCGCCCGGCUGGGCCUGACGCGGAGCGGCUCCGAGUGCGUGCUGGGCCCCGACGCCGCGCCCGUGCUCUGGCAGCUGCUCCGGCCCCAGGCGGACUACGCGCUGCUCCUGGUGUCCCCGCAGUGCCUGCUGCUCAACGCCACGUCCCUGCCGCUGCGGGUCCGGGCGGCGGGCCGCGGCGCCCCGCUGCCCCGCACCCGCUGCGCGGGGGCGGCGCUGCUGCUCGGGGGGCCCGCGGGGCCCCCGGCGGCCCCCGCGCGGGGAGGCGGCGGGCCCCUGGCGUCGCAGGAGCCUCUCGUGGAGCCUGGGGAGGUGGUGGGCUUGCCGCUGAAGGAGGCGGUGGCGUCGCCUGGCGGAGCCAGCACCUUCGCCGCCGCCCAGGCGCUCCAGUCGCAGGUGGAGGUGGCGCUGCACGACGGCGGCUGGACGGCCCUCGGCAUACCAAGCGCUGCAGGCAACUUUGUGCCUGUCCGCUGCGGCCAGUCCUCGUUCUUGGUCGCUUGCAGCGUGUCUGUGUCAGCGCCGCCAGCUCGGGUGCCGUGCUGCUGGCUGCGGAUCGUGCCGGCGCUGACCUGGGUGUCGGUGCUGCCCUGCGCGAUGGAGGUGGAGUACCGGCUCGCGUCCGAGCCGGAGGCAGCGGCCAGGCGCGCGGAGGUGCCCUCCAUGGGCAGGGCGGCUGUGUACGACGUCGCCUGCCCCGGGAAGGUCGCGGUGCGCGUGUGGGUGCGGGGGCGGCUCUGGUCGAAGCAGUGGGCCGUGGUCGGUGUCGGGGAGGCGGCGGGGCGGGAGCAGGACACGGAAGCGGAGCUGAAGGGCGAAGCGGGCGCGAUCUUGACGGUGGCCGCGAGAGAGGAGGCCCAGGUUGUGGUGCACACACCGUGCUGGCUUGUCGACCGGACUGGCUGGGGUCUGACCGUGCAGCGGGGAUCACCGCUGCCGGCAUUCGAGGGUAUCACGUUGUGCGCCGAGCAGAUGGACAAGUACACGCUCGCGGUCGGCCAUGCAGCGGGCCCGCUCUUCUCGCUGCCCAGCUCGCACGGGCGCGCCACGCUGGCCGACGGCCGCGCCGUCUGCGUGCGGUCGCUGGCGCUGCCCCCGAGCGAGGUGCGGGGCUGCCCGACUAGGUGCUUGGAGAUCGCGCCGUGGCUGGUGCUGCACAACGCCUCUGGCCACCCGGCCCAGUUUCGAGCCAGCUCUGCUGGAGGCGCUUCCGCCUCGGUGCCCGCCGGGGGGUCCGCGGCUCCGGGCUUCGUGGCGGACGCGCUGCACCUGCAGGUGGAGACGGAGGACGGGUGGACCGACUGGUCGGCGCCGCUGCCCCUUGAGCGCGACCUCCCGCUGGCGAUCCCGCUGCUCCUGGGCGGCAUGAGUUGGACGCUUGAGCUCCGCCCAGACCGCGGCAUGCUCUGUGUACUGCUGCGGCACGGCAGUAAUUACACCCUGGUGAACAGCUUCGCGGAGCCAUGUCGCGUGCGUGUGCGCGGCGCCGAGUGGGCGACUGUGCCGCCUGGGAGGGAGCACCCGCUUGGCUGGCCUGACCCCCUGGGCAGAGAUGCGGACCGCGCCGUGGAGAUCUCGCUGCAGCACGGCGCGACGAUCCAGUUCAAGCCCCACAGCACAGUCGGAGGCCACACAGGCGCGGAGGCGAGCGUCAAGAGCGUGCAGAACGGCCUGUGCACUCGGAUCGAGGUGCGGCCCGGGGCAGACGCGCCGCCUGCCGCGCCGGCGCUGCGGCUGGAGCUGCUGCUGCCCCGGCUCGGGGUUUCGCUCAUCGGCGAGCACAGCGGUGGAGCUUCCGAGCUCCUGUACCUGGAGCUGGAGCUCUUGCAGGUGCGCCUGGACGCACGGCCUGACGAGGACAGACAGCUAUUCGACCUGGCGAUCUCGGACAUGCAGCUGGACUUCCACGGAACGCCCAGAGCCAGGCACCUUCAGCGGAUGCGCCAGUCGCAACCCGAAGGCAGCAGAGUCGUCCUCGGCAAUCGGAGUGCCGCCGCGGGCGCGAUGCACCCAGUCCUGCGGGUCGUGGCAGACAGAGGGAGCACGUCCUCGCCCGACCUGCACCUCCGCGCCGUGCGCAUCGAGCUGGAGGAGCUCGAGCUGACGGUAGACGACCGCCUCGCUGCCUCCGCAAGCGGUUUCUUGCGCGACGCCGGCCUGGCAUCCGGCGACGGCCAGAGCUCGGCUUCCGAGGGCGUCGUCGCCAAAGUGCUGUGCGGCGCCGGCAAAUCUCUGCUCGACGAGGCGUGGGAAGUACCAGCUCCGCAGCAGGCUCUACAGGUUGACGAGAUGCGGGUCUCGGCCGUGCGGAUCAACGUGUGGUGCAAGGUCGACUUGGGGACGCUCGUGUUCAUUCCGAAGUGGGUGCGCGUCCUGUUGCCGAGCAUCACGUUUUCCAGAAAUCUCUCGCUCGAGGGGUCGUGCAUCGACCUGGAGCCGAAGGACGUCGUGGGCGAGAGGGGCUCCGCGUCCGACUUUGCGAUGUCCGUGGUGGACGAGUACAUGGGGGACAUGCUCGAGUCCCUCAUCUCGCUUCUCGGGCGCUCGUCGCUGCUGAACGUGCCGCGCGGCACGCUGAAGCUGGGCGGCAAGAUUGGCAGCUCCGUCGUGCAGGGCGUCACCGGCGUCACUGGCAGGGCAACUCAGCUCAUGGACCGCGUCAGCCUGGACGACGCGUACGUCGAGCGGCAAAGGCAGGCCCGGCAGCGCAACCAGAUCGGCAGCCUCCAGCACGGAGUCACGGAGGCCAUCGGGGAGCUCGGCGAGGGCCUCGGGGGCGUGCUGGACGUGGUGCGUAGGCCAGUGCAGGGUGCGCGCGAGGGCGGCGUCGGCGGCUUCGUGGAGGGGGUCGGCAAGGGCGUCAUCAGCAGCGUGGUCAAGCCGGUCAGCGCGGUGGGCCGCGCCGUCACGCACGUGGGCGCGGGCAUCGCGGCCCAGGUCGGCAGCGCCACCCAGGGCAGGCACCAGCAGGUGGUGCGGGUGCGGCGCCCGCCGCGGCUGCUGGCGGGGCCGCGCGGGGCGGUGGUGGAGUUCUCGGAGCUGGAGGCCCACGUGGCCAGCAAGCUGCCGGACCUUCGGAUCGAGGUCGUCGUGCCCCUGUGCUACAGCGCGGGGGCCCCCCGCGGUGCCGUCGAAGGCCACCCGCCCCCGCUGCUGCAGGCGCUGGUCCUCGCGGCGGACGCCGUGCACCACGUGGAGGUGCCCGAGCCAGAGUUCGUUGCCAGGGCAGCGGUGAGCAGCCAUGCCGCAGAGCUUGGCGCAGACCUGGCGAUGCUGAUCAGCCUGAGGGAUCCAGGGAGACGCUGGACUCCAGCGCAGGCCGCCCCCAGAGGACGAGCAGCCGCUGGAGGCCGCCCUCGUCGGCGCACCCAACGCGGGCACGCAGCGCGCCCCGGGCCAGGAGAUGAUGACGGAGAUGGGGGCGCUGGAAGCGGCGUCUCCGCCAACGGCCAGUUCAUCGUCUCAGGCCCCGGCCAGCCCGCUGGGCAGCCCGUUGCUGUCGCGCGGCGCCUCGGGGUCCGCCGCAGGCUUCUUCCCAGCGCAUGGCGACAGUGCUCUCAGAGUGCGCGGAAGUGCGACCCUACCUCUACUGAGAAUCGAAUUCAAGGAGCCAGCGGCGUACCCUGGAGCGGGGCCGCGACUCCUCGUGCGAGGCGGCCAGUCCACCCUCGACGUCCCUGCGCCGCGGGCGCUCGGGGGAGACGUCGCCAGCGCCUUGCUGGAGGCGCUGGCCAACGUGUCGGCGGAAGGCGGCUGCACAGAAGCUUCAGCCGCUGCACUGAGCGACGGCGACGACUGGACGGAGAAGCUGCGCAGGGCGCUGUCCCUGGCGCGCUCCCUGGCCGUGGCGCAGGGCGCCAAAACCUGGGCCGAGUCGAGGCAAAUCUGCGCGGUGCUCGAAGUGCAGAGGCGCUCCGCCACCGGCGGCUGGUGUGCGCCCUACUUGCCGACGGACGCCGAGCAGAAGCACCGGUGGGUGGACGGCGGUCUCCAGCGCAAGCACCCCCUGCUGGACCCGCAGCGGGACUGGCAGGCGGCACAGGAGCCGCCCGUGGUCAUGUCGUCGAUCUGGCAGCCGGUCGGCGGCUGGCGAGUGGUCACGGACGAGCGCACGGAUGCAGAGGGCUGGAGCUACAGCCCCGGUUGGAGCAGCGGGUCUUGGAGACCAUCGCCGCGGCCCGUGCUGGACUCCGUGCGGCGCAGAAGGUGGGAACGGCAGUAUCGCAUCUGCGACAUCGAGGACACGUCCCAGGCAGAGGCUGUGGACAGCAGCUGGCUGCACGGCGUCAGGCUGUCGACGGCUCCGACGCUGUGCAGGCGCAUGCAGCGGUGCUGCUGCUGCUGCUGCCAGGCCGUGGCCGGCCGGGCGUCGGGGCGAGCGCGCCGUGCGAACCGGACGCCGCCGCCGCUGCAGGAGUGAUGCUCGUGACGGAGACGGCCGGGCCGCGGUGUGGGAGUGAGGUCCGUUCGGGGAGGGUGCCCAAGUGUGAUUCGUGUGUGUGUUGGAUGUCAGUGAGCAUCCUGGGGGGGCGGUACCCUCGAAUGUUCUCGGGUCUGGCCGGCGGAGGGUCUCGCGUUCCUGAAGGAUGAUAGUCUGUCCUGGGUCCGGCCACAUCCUGCAGCCACAGCGCGAGCGUGUCAUUCGAAAGCAGAACAGCGCCCGGCAGGUGCGGCAGAGUCCUCUGGGCGCGCAGAGGCGCAGAAGCCCACACCAGAAGCCGCCGCACGGGCAGCGGGACAGUUGCGCGCACAGAA